This is a messenger RNA of Musa acuminata subsp. malaccensis (wild Malaysian banana), 3131 nucleotides long. Its product is annotated as protein FAR1-RELATED SEQUENCE 6. Gene Ontology annotation, molecular function: zinc ion binding. Gene Ontology annotation, biological process: regulation of DNA-templated transcription. The record is from RefSeq and is a predicted model, not a curated record. NCBI's taxonomy places the organism in Eukaryota, Viridiplantae, Streptophyta, Magnoliopsida, Zingiberales, Musaceae.
GCCCGCCCGACCGCCUCGGACGACGCGACGACGGUGCUUCUUCCAUGAUGUGGCGGAGCACCUCCACCGGAUCACCGAGACAACUAAUAUGCAGCAGUAGCCGCGGCAGGACGACGAGGCAUCAGUCGAUGGAGCGAAGUUAUCGCUGACCGCACGGAGCCCACCAGCUGUUUGUUGAUUUGCUUCGACCAAGCCCCCUUGCCGAAAGCUGCUGCCGGGGCAGCUUACUGGAUUUGAGGUAUCGUGAUGGCCUAGCGGACUUGGAACGACUUUGAAUGGAUAUAUAGUAUAUCCUUUGUGUUUUCGUCGCCAUUGUGGAUGUAGGGUGUUGUGUACUACUAUCACAGCGCUUGAGAUGGAACAGGAUGAAUCUCCACUUGAGUCUAGUGAUGAGGAGCUUAUCUGUGACAAAGAUAGUGGGAAUCAGGAACGAAUGGAGAAAAGAGUUGCUGGCCUUGAAAUCGUAAAAGCACCUGAGCCUGGAAUGACUUUUCCUUCUUUGGAUGCUCUUGUCGAAUACUACAAGAAAUAUGGAAAGCAAGAAGGUUUUCGGGUUAGUAGAAAAUCAAGAACAAUCUCAAGUUCUGGAAAAAUAGAACAUGUGACAAUUGCAUGUUCGCGAGAGGGAAAGCCAUACAUCUAUAAACGGAAUAUUCUACAACCCAAACCGACAACAAAAACUGGAUGCAAAGCUCGAGUUAAUGCUACUCUGUUUGAAAAUAUGAGCUGUAGAAUCAAUUCAGUUAGGCUUGAACACAGUCAUUCUCUGGUUCCGAGAAAAUCACGCUUCUGCAUGUGCAACAGGGAUUUAUCUAUAGGUGCACAAAAAAGACUCGAAUUGAAUAAUAUGACAGGGACUGGUGUAAAUAGGAAUGACACAACUUGUAGUGUUCAGGCUGGGGGUUGUGAGACUGCACCAACUUUGGAGAAAGAUUGCAAGAAUUCUGUUGAGAAGGCAAGUAAGUUUUGGCUGGGUGUGGGUGAUGCUGAAGCAAUUUUUGAUUACUUUAUUCGUAUGAAAUCAAAGAAUUCAAGCUUUUUUUAUGCAAUGGAUGUUGAUGAAGAAUCCCGAAUUAAAAAUGUGUUAUGGGCCGAUGCAAGGAGCAGGGCAGCAUAUGAAGAGUUUGGUGAUGUUGUUACAAUUGAUACAACAUAUUUGACAAAUAAAUAUGACAUGCCUUUUGUACCUUUUGUAGGUGUUAACCACCAUGGCCAGUCAAUUUUAUUUGGAUGUGGCUUGCUGUCAAAUGAAGACACCAUGACAUUUACAUGGUUGUUUAGAGCUUUUCUUUCAUGUAUGUCUGGGCGUGCUCCAAAUGCUAUCAUCACAGAUCAAGACAAGGCCAUGCAAAAAGCUAUUGAGACUGUAUUCCCGGGCAUUCGUCACCGAUGGUGUUUGUGGCACAUAAUGAAGAAACUGCCAGAGAAGUUUAAGGGUUAUAGGGUGUAUGAAGAAAUGAGAAAAUUGAUGCAAAAUGCAGUUUAUGAUUCAUUCACAAAGGAGGAAUUUGAAGAAAGUUGGACUAAAUUCAUCGAGAAAUUUAAUUUAUAUGAUAAUGCAUGGUUAAAAGGUUUAUAUGAAGAGCGGCACCGAUGGGUCCCUGCAUUUGUGAAAGAUUCUUUCUGGGCUGGGAUGUCUACAACACAAAGGAGUCAAAGGAUGAAUCCUUUCUUCGAUGGGCUUGUAUAUUCGAAGACAACGAUGAAGCAAUUUGUUGAGCAGUAUGAUGUUGCAUUGGAAAGUAAAGUCGAGAGAGAAGACCAAGCGGAUUUUCAGUCCUUCAACUCAUGGGUCCCCUGUGUAACUCAUUUUGAUAUAGAAAAACAAUUUCAACAAGUUUAUACCAUCGACAAGUUUAAAGAAUUUCAGCAAGAGAUGGUAGCAAAGCUUUAUUGUGAAGUCACUUUAGCAGGUGGGAGUGAUGGAAUCUCGGAGUAUGAUGUGUCUGAGGAUGUCUUGAUCGGGGAUGAUGAUGAUCAACAUCAUAAGCUGGUCCACUUCAAGGUGCAUUUCACCGAGGGUGAUUGUGAAGUUCAGUGUAGCUGUCACUUGUUUGAAUUUAAGGGAAUCAUAUGCAGGCAUAUGAUAUCUGUCCUAGUAAAGAGGCAAAUUUCUAGUGUUCCGUCAAGAUACAUUCUACCACGAUGGAGGAAAGAUUUGAAAAGACGUCAUAUGAAGGUGAGAGUUGGUUAUUGCGGUUGGAGCAAUAAUCCAAAGGCCCAACGAUAUGAUUAUAUACACAAUAAGUUUGAUGAGGCAGCAGACAUGGCAGUUGAGUCUGAUGAGUACUCUGAGAUGCUUUGGAGUUGUAUUGAUGAUUUCCAGAAAAGAAUAAAUAAAAGUGAUGUGGAUGGCAAGGGCACUCAACACCCUUCUGCAAGACUAACCAUCGAAAACAGACUGCUUAGUCCUCUAGCUCUUCGUAGGCAGGGGCGUCCUUCGACAAAAAGAAAGGUAUCCAAGGUUGAGCAAACUAUAAAGAAACACCUGCAACCCAAAAAGAAGGGUCAAAGUAGUGGCGAACACGACCAACAGGUAUCACAACACCACCAAACUGUUGACACCUACGCACGCGAUAUCGUAGGGGCAACUGCACAAGGCUCCACUGAGAUUGGAACGCAAGAAACCAUUUUGCAGGCAAAUGCGACUUAUGGUCAAUAUCCUGGCCAAGUCCUAAAUAUGCAACAUGUGGGUAGCAAUCCUCUACUGCCACCACUUGUUCAAGUUGCACCAGAAAUAAGAGGUUCCACGUGGGGUCAGCACGGAGUAUCUGAUUACCCGUUUCAGGGAUACAACGAUAACAAAUGAUGACUGAGAACCUAAAUCUUUCAAGUUGCAGGAUCAGCGGUUCCGCAGCAGAGAAAUGCAGGAGGCGUGCGCAGGUUCUAGUGGACACUCCUAUCGAUCGAACACCGGAAGAGGACUUGUACAGAUAGUGGUAUGGAUCGGGCGCUUUAUAUAUUCUUGUUUUGUGGAUGCUACCACGUAAAACAAUGGACUUCUUUUUCCACUUCUCCGUUGACAACAGCUUGUAAUGUAGAAGCCUGCCUGCCUGUUCAAUUUAGACUGCUUUGAGUAACGUCUGGCCCAAAUCACAGAAAUAAAACACACUUUUAUUCUUGUAGGCUUA